This is a messenger RNA of Truncatella angustata, 1054 nucleotides long. RefSeq lists its product as uncharacterized. The transcript has 3 exons. The record is from RefSeq and is a predicted model, not a curated record. The coding region runs from base 1 to 708 and encodes 235 amino acids. Lineage: Eukaryota; Fungi; Ascomycota; Sordariomycetes; Amphisphaeriales; Sporocadaceae.
AUGACCAUGAUGCUUGGCGGCGGAGAUUAUGAUAUCGCCUACGCGGCUUUGAUUGGUAUACUGAUCUUCGGGUCGCUCAUACUGUUCAUCGGUUACGUCUUGCUCGACAUAUCCUCUGUGUUUGCGUUCUCAAGCAUACACGAUAUUGGCCCUGGUAUACUACUCUCUUGGGGUACCGGGCUAAGAAUACGUCCGAUUCUACAAUGGGUUGCAUAUAGAGUCGCCUUCAUCGAGAUUGUGUUGUUGCUGGUGAAGCUCGGCGACUACGAGACGUACUACACGUAUCUCUACAAGGCCAAAACACGGGGACGUAGCAGAAUAAUCGACAUCGUACACUACCGCUACGUCUAUUGCGCGUAUACCUAUCUUCUACUUGUUGCGGCGACCGGCCUCCUGAGCCUGUCUAUCAUGGUCAUGUUUCAGACACGUAAAAACGUUGGGCACCAUCAGUCUGUAAAACUCCAACUCGCCGCCAGCACCUUGUUUUGGGUGCCGAACGUUUGGUAUUUGAUCAGUAUAUCUGUUUUCUCGCUGGCCGGCAUCUAUCCUGGUAGACGGGAGCUUAUUCUCGAGGCGAUUCUUGGUCCUUGGCUACAGUUUGUUGUUCUGGCUAUCUUGACGACCAUUGGACGCAACAAGAUGGGCGGGCUGUACUCAACAUCACAUAAUGCCGCCAACAAACUAGAUCAUAGUGCAUACAAUGGCUAGCCGAGUAGCCGUAAAUGCAUGGCCAGCCUCCUGAGGUCUUAGGUUGUAGUCAAUCCGCCUCAGAGACUAUGAGUUGCCGAAUAUACCGCAGGUAUUGCAGGCUAUAGUGGUCUGUUUUCAAGUUGUUUGGUGCAAAGCUGUCUGGUAUUAGUUCUGAGCCAAUGUGACAUGUUAAAGACGAUAUGUUAAUUGGACCGUAUUUGAAUUUAUGAAGGUAGAGUGACUGACAAGCUCAGUUAUUUUGUGCAAAUCUCCGAGUGAAGCGAGCUCGAUGUUAGCAUGAAAGUACAUAACUUAUUCGUGGUGGUUGGGGACAUGGGAAAGGAAACUGUCGCUGUCGCGUUCG